Molecule: messenger RNA, 2669 nt
Organism: Danio rerio (zebrafish)
Lineage: Eukaryota; Metazoa; Chordata; Actinopteri; Cypriniformes; Danionidae
Source: RefSeq, a predicted model, not a curated record
GCCGAGUCAGAAACUCAAUCCUGGGAAUAGAUGUGGAUGAGAGUGAUCCAUGUACAGUUUUAAAGCAGCACAAUGUGCUAAAAAAAAGUCGAAUGGUGAAUGGCAGAAAUGUGACAGUUAUUAACACUCUUCAUCUGCUGAGUCCAGACACUACAGAUCAUCAGAUCACACGGACAGUCAGAGAGUGUGCAGAAAUAUCUGAUCCAGGACCUCAUGCGUUUAUACUCGCACUACAGUACAAAGACUUUACAGAGAAGGACAUGACAAGAGCCAAACAUGUGCUCAGCAAAUUCAGUGAAGAAGCUAUUAACCACACCAUCAUCAUCAUGACUGAUGAAAAAGCAGACGGCUCACACAUGAAUACAGCUCUUUUUCAGUUAACAGAUGUGUGCAGAGGAAGACAUUUGCUGCUUGAAGAGAGGAAACCAGAUUGGCCUGCUGAGAUCUUUAAUAGAGUUGAUAUGAUGCUGAAAGAUACCAAAGAAUACUACGUCACUUGUGAGGUGUAUGAAGACGCUAAAGAAGUGUCUGAGGAAGAAGAGCAGAGCAAAUCUUUGCUAUCAUCCAGAUCAGUUGAUAUACGAGAGUGGAUUUCCACCAGCUUGCCAAAAUAUACCUCUGGAAAACAGAAGCUGAAUCUGGUGCUGUGUGGAAGUGAUGAAUCAUUUAAAGUCUCAGUGUCCAAACUUUUACGAGGAAAACCGAUCGCUACUUCACACCAGAGAUCAAGCAGUGAAGAGCUUUUUAAGAAAGAGGAGAAGAUUCAUGGUUAUCAUAUCAGUCUGCUGGAGCUUCCAGCUCUCAGUCGUCUCUCAGAAGAUGAAGUAAUGCGUCAGACUCUCCACUGUGUGUCUCUCUGUGAUCCUGGAGUUCAUGCUUUCCUCCUCAUAAUUCCUGUUGGACAUCUGACUGAUGAAGACAAACUGGAAGUAGAUAAGGUUUUAAAAAUAUUUGACACCAAGCAGCAUGUCAUAGUGAUAUUUAUCAGUGAUGGCACAAUUAAAAGUCCAGUGACAAACUUUAUAAAAUCCAGCCCAGAAUGUCAAAAGUUGAUCAGUCAUUGUGGAGGUCUGUACUGUGUCAUGGGUCUAAAAGAACCUGCAAGCUCAAGACAGAUCCCAGAACUGCUGGAGUAUAUAGAGAAGACGAAGUCUAAAACAUAUUCAACUCAGAUGUUUGUGAAAGCUCAGGAGAACAGAGGCAGACGUGAAGCAGAGGAGAAAUAUCAAGAAGAAGUGAAGAGACUGGAGAAUAUAAUCAAAGAGUUUCAAGAGAAGGAUCAGUCAGAAGGUGCUGAUUGUACAGAAGAUCUGCAGUGUCUAAGGAUUGUGUUGAUUGGAAGAACAGGAAAUGGAAAGAGUGCAACAGGAAACACUAUUCUGGGAAGAGAGGAGUUUCUGAGUCAAGCAAGCAUGGAUUCAGUGACGACUGUCUGCGAGAAAGAAGUUUGUGAAGUUGAUGGUCGAUCAGUAGCUGUUGUUGAUACUCCAGGGCUCUUCGACACGGCACUGACAAAUGAUCAAGUGGUGGAAGAAAUAGCGAAAUGUGUUUCACUGUCAGCUCCUGGACCUCAUGUGUUUAUCAUUGUGGUCAGUGUGGGAAGAAUCACCAAAGAGGAGACAGACACUAUUGAUCUGAUCAAGAAGAUAUUUGGUACAAAAGCUGCUCAGUUCAGCAUCAUUCUGUUCACCAGAGGAGACGAACUCAAAGAUCAAUCUAUAGAGGAUUAUGUGACAAAAGGACGCAAUCCAGAUCUGAAGAAACUGAUCAGCGAUUGUGGAAACAGAUUUCUGGCUUUUAAUAACAAUGAAAAACACGACAAAACCCAAGUGAUCAAACUACUAAAGUUGAUUGAAGAGGUGAAGAGUAAUAAUCAGGGUCGAUACUUCACUAAUGACAUGUUUGAGGAGGCAGAGAUGUCCAUUAAGAAGAAGAUGGAGGAAAUACUGAAAGAGAGAGAAAGAGAGAUUCAGAAACAGAGAGAAGAGUUACAAGACAAAUAUGAGAUGGAGAUGAAGAGACUCGAGGAAGAGAAACAAAGAGCAGAGGAGGAGAGAAGGAAAAUGGAGAAUCAACUGAAGCUGAAAGAGGAAAAACUCAGAAAAGAGUUUAAAGAGAAGGAGAAAACAGAACAGAAUAAACGAGAGAUUGAAAACCAGAAACGUUUAGAAGAGGAAAAACAGCAGAGAGCUGAAUAUCAUCAGAGAAUAGAAGAAAUGAAGAGAGAGAUUGAUAAUCAGAGAUCACAGUAUGAACAACAGCAGAAAGAAAGAGAAGAUGAAGACAGAAAGAGAGAAGAGAAAUACAGACAAGACCAAGAAAAGAUGAGAAACGAUCAAGAGCGUAUUAUAGCAGAGGUACAGAGAAAACAAGAGGAGGAAAUAAAGAAGAGAGAAUUGGAGAAGAAAAGAAGAAAUGAAGAAGAAGAGGGGGAAAGACAGAGAUGGGAAAGAAGAAUAAAAGAAGCUGAAAAUGACAGAAAAGAGAUUCAAGAGGAAAUUAAACGACAGCAGAGAGAAUGGGAGGAUGAGAUGAAGAGAAGGUUGAGAGAACGAGAGGAAGAAGAAAGAAAACGAAAAGAGAAACACGAAGAACAACUGAGAGAAAAACAAGAAGAACUGGAGAAAAUGAGAAAGAGAUUUGAAGGAGAAAGAGAAGAAGAACGACGG